CAAGCACAUGAAAUUCGAUAUAUUACUAUUCCCGGUUGGUUGCCUAACUUCCCCUUUUCUUAUUUACUCCCAAUUUUCCAUCAUUCAUUUCCCCCAACUUCUCAAACACGAGUAAUUCAUCAAACAAACGCAAACCACAUAAUUUCCAGCUCGAAAAUACCUUCCUUUUUUCAGCUCGUCAAUUCGUCGAACAUGUGGACUGCGAGAGACACCUCUCACGGCCGGAGCAAAGGGAAGGCGCUCGAGACGUCGAAUUUCGCCCAAACCUGCAAUCUCCUCAGCCAGUACAUGAAGCAGAAGGGCACCCUCAGAGACCUAAAUCUCGAAAUCGGAGGAAAAGUUGAAAGCAUCGAAACUCUAGUGAAGCCUGGAUCAUCUCUUGCUGCGGCGAAACGUGCGAGCACGGACUCACCGGUGAAAUCUGCGGUUACGGCGACGGAAAUUCCGAUUGUGGCGGUGGAAGAGGGCUCUGAUAAAGAUAGCACAUGCAAAGAUCCCAAGAUUGCGCAGUUGACGAUCUUUUACUCGGGAAAGGUGUUGGUUUUCGACGAUUUUCCGGCGGAUAAGGUUCGAGACGUCGUGCACUUGGCCAAAAAGAGCGGUUCGAAGAUGUCUUACGGCAUCACGGCCACGAGCAUGGCCGCUCCAGAGCGGCCGAAUCCCAUGGCCGCGGCGUCUAGCCCGCGCGAGGGGCUGCCUCCGCGGCCGCAUGCUGGGAAGCAGCACGUUGGCAUUUCGUCGAACACCUGCAAGGCUGGAGUGAGCGAAGCCGGGCCGUCGAGAUCGGGAGGGGAGGAAGAGCUCUCGACUAAUUCUGAGGGUAGUGGAUCAGAUUUGCCAAUUGCAAGGAGAUCAUCACUUCAUAGGUUUCUUGAGAAGAGGAAAGAUAGAGCUGCUGUGAGAGGGCCAUACCAUAAUCAUCAAGAGAAUGUUGCACACAAUUUCAAGGGUGAUGAACCAAUUGACCUAAAUAGCUUCCCUUAUCAAAAAGAUUAGUGUUUCAUUUUUCCAAGUUGUACUUAUAAUUCUUUUAUUAUAGUAGUAACUUCUUGAUUGGUAA
Molecule: messenger RNA, 1060 nt
Organism: Salvia hispanica
Lineage: Eukaryota; Viridiplantae; Streptophyta; Magnoliopsida; Lamiales; Lamiaceae
Product: jasmonate ZIM domain-containing protein 1-like
Biological process (GO): regulation of jasmonic acid mediated signaling pathway; regulation of defense response; response to wounding
Cellular component (GO): nucleus
Source: RefSeq, a predicted model, not a curated record